AUGAGGGAACAUUCUUGCCACUCCGCAGUGUCGCAUGGAUGAUGCGAUAAUCCGGGCAAUGACAGUACUGAGUGCGAUAUGCGUCGAUCACCGACUGAUCAACAGUGGUGAUGGAGAUGGCAGCAAGAUGGAUGGGUUCCUGAUUGUGAUCAGGACGGCGGGACAAGGCGUUGGCGACGCGGUAUACGAGAACGUAUUCUUCGAGGAUGUCCUUGAAGAUGUCGUUCAUCGUCGUCUGGAAGGUGGCGGGUGCCUUGGUGAGGCCGAAUGGUAUCACUGUGAACUCGUACUGAUAGAAGUGCCACCGAAAGGCGGUCUUUGGCUGGUCCUCUGUGGCUACGCGGAUCUGGUGGUAACCGCUACGAAGAUCGAUCUUCGUGAAGAAGCGGUUGCCCGCCAGACGGUCAAACAGCUCAUUCGUGCGAGGCAUGGGGUAACUGUUCUUAACCGUAUAACGGUUAAGGCCGCGGUAGUCAAUGCAAAGGCGGAAAGUUUCGUCCGCUUUGCGAGCAAAGAGGACGGGUGCACCCCAAGGGGAGUUACUGGGUUUAAUGAAACCCAGUCGAAGGAGCUCCUCAAGCUGACGCUUGAGUUUCGUCGCCUCUGGAAUCAAGAGUCGCGAAUGGAGGAGAUCACUGCAGCAAAAGAAAAAUCUGGGCGUGAUCUGGCAAAGAUUCAUGCGCUUGUGAAGAAUGAAAUUGGGUAUCAGCUUAGUAGACAGCAAUUGAAAGAUGAGGUGGAUGGUUCACAUUCCGUUAAGGCAUCGGCAGAAGAGACGCCAGAUGAAGGAGGGGAUUUUUUCGGCUUUUCCGUCCACCUCAACUCAGUUGCAGCUGCACUCUAUGCAUGCACCUUGAUAAUGAUGGACUGUCGGAGAGGAGGAGGAGGAGCGAGUUCACAACACAGCGUAGGGAUAAAGACUGUUGAUGCCAAGUGCCAUCCAGUACAACCAGCCCCACCAGGGAUGAAGACGGAUCCAUCACCCGCAAGGUUGCAAUCAAGCUUACAGCUACAGAUAGGCCAUGAGAGCAAACCAGUUGCAGCUGCAAGUCUUUCUACAAAGCAACAGCCACCAGCAUCAAACAACAAAUUAUUGGAACCAGUUCCAAGUCCCAGAGGGCCUAAGUCUACCGAUUUGUCUGUCUCGAACGCGGCAGCAGCAUCUGGCGCAAGUGCCGCUACAACUGCAGCUGAAGUACACCUGUCUUUAGAGCGAGCGCUUCGCGGCUUUCGUCGACAUCCUGAUCCGUCACCUGCUGGAGGGGCUCGCAUGCCGGGUAAACAUCAUCAUCAGUCUCCACUCCGCGUGAUCGAAGCACCUAAUGAAAUACAUAACAAGCAGACUUCCCAGCCAGGGGUUGAUUUUGCAGACCUCACGCCUGCAGUCUCUGACUCUGGAGUAUCGAAAGAGUUGAAACAUUCAUUACCAGAAACAAGAGCGAUUGCUGGGCGGAGCGGUGGGCCGCCUUCUACAGACGGUGUUAAGGCUGCUGCCAGAGGGGCACAAGCACUCAUCAAAACCUCUUCGGCAACCUAUAUCGGUCACGCGUUCCAGCAGCACGAGCAGCAGCAGUUUGUUUUAGGCCAGGGUCUACUAAGUGCCUACAGCCUGGCCCUCGAUAGUGAGGAAACAAAGGUGGGAGCAAUUAGCAUUUCACAACCAAGUGAGAAUGGCCACACAAGCAAACCCUUAAGAUCUCAACCCGAGAAGAGCAGCGAUGGUCGGCAGAUGGAACAAGCAUCCGGAAAAGCUGCAGACGAAGGGACCGCUGCAGCAGCUGGAGAGAAAUUCGAUGUUCAAGGAGGUGACAUUCUGCAAGAGAAAGUGCACGUGCUUGUGUUGAUUGCACGCAAGGUCCUCUGGCGGAAGUAUUCUGCAAAUGGUAUGGUCUAGGUUUCCCUUUUUCCAAGAGAAAGAGAAAAGAAAGAAGAAAGAAGAGAAAAAAAGGGGCUAGGCCCCAGUAGUAAUUGUAUCCACCAAUUACCAGCUGUCCUAGCUCAAUUGGUACACCCCUGAAUUGUUGAAAUACAGACCUGCGUUCAAGCUCCACUGGGAAGCAGAUUCGUAGAGUCUGGGGGGCUCACCACACCACUGUCGAAAAUGCAAUUUUCGCCACACAGCCUUUCGGAAAUGAAAACAAAAAGUACCAAGGAGA
Messenger RNA from Chara braunii, 2156 nucleotides. The record is from the annotation of a GenBank genome assembly. NCBI's taxonomy places the organism in Eukaryota, Viridiplantae, Streptophyta, Charophyceae, Charales, Characeae.